CCCUAUCGCAACUCUCCCUCAGAGAAGAUGGAAAACGAUCUGCAUGGGGAAAUUUCCUUGGAUGAUCAAAAUAAAGAAGAAACUGACACAGUGAAAGACAGGAAAGAACACCUGUCUGUGGUAGACAGAUAUUAUACCAGGAAGUACAAGACGGAUGUCCAGGGCAACAUUUCACAUGAUCAGUGUAUUCUCUUACAUUCAAACAAAGUUUGUGUGGUAACAGUGGCCAAAUCUCAUCCAGUCUUAGCAGAGAACAAGACAAUCACAUCAGUGAAUUUCCAGGUUGACGGUGGACCAAACAGAAUGGAGAACAAAGUCUCGGGCAAAGGCAAAAGGGGAGCUCAGAAAAUGAAGGCCGAUUCGCCUGUGUGUUACAUUCACUGUGAUGAUGGUUCUGCCUAUACCCUGUACAGCUGCGUGCGUGGAAUGUUGAUAGAAGUCAACAAGAAUUUAGUCUCUCAUCCAAGUCUCAUCAGUGAAAAGCCUGAAACGGAUGGAUAUUUAGCCAUUAUUUUACCUCCUCUAAAGGAGUACCAUGCUGUUGUAAGCAAGCUUGAUGGUCAGGAGAAAUAUCUGCAAACCUUGCAACAACGACAACAGCCGACACCACCACCAGACGCCGCAAUGGAAGAUGGCCCCCCUGGAUAACAGACAUAAUUCCUUAGGGAAUUUCUUUUACAGUUGAAUGUACAUGUACCCCUGUUAGCUGUGUAUAUUUCUUCUUUUAUAUAAAUAAAUGUUUUUCACUUGAA
Molecule: messenger RNA, 752 nt
Organism: Liolophura sinensis
Lineage: Eukaryota; Metazoa; Mollusca; Polyplacophora; Chitonida; Chitonidae
Product: protein Abitram-like
Exons: 5
Coding region: 28-648 (206 amino acids)
Cellular component (GO): nucleus
Source: RefSeq, a predicted model, not a curated record